CAUUGGAAUGGCUUGUGGACAUGACAAUGCUCAUUACAAAUUUGAGUACGGCGUCAAUGAUCCCCACACCCACGACCACAAAUCGCAGUAUGAACACAGACACGGACCCCAUGUUACCGGUGGAUACACUUUGAAGGAAGCUGAUGGAACUCACCGUAUUGUGAAGUACACAUCUGGUCCUUACACUGGUUUCGAGGCUGUCGUUGAACGAGUUGGUCAUGCUCAACAUCCAGCUCAUUACGGACAUGGUCAUGGACAUGGGCAUGGACAUGGAGGAGUCGGAGGAACCAGCUAUGUUGGAGUUACACACUGGAGCAACCAAGGUCAUGAUGGACAUGGGUAUUAAUUUGAUGAUUUUGUGAUUGUUUUCGUUAUUGUAUGUAAUAAAUUGAGAUUU
Messenger RNA from Leptinotarsa decemlineata (Colorado potato beetle), 397 nucleotides. Its product is annotated as adult-specific cuticular protein ACP-20-like. NCBI's taxonomy places the organism in Eukaryota, Metazoa, Arthropoda, Insecta, Coleoptera, Chrysomelidae. The record is from RefSeq and is a predicted model, not a curated record.